UUCAGCGAAUUUAAUCUUCAGUUUUUUCUUUCCUCACUUUAGCAAAUUCUCCAUCUUUUCAUGGACCAAGUUCUGUUGCUCAAAAAAUAUUUUAAUGCCCUGGGGGAGGAGGGGGGUCACACCCGGUGAGGACAUGCAACAACUAACCAAUAGGACAAGAUGAGAGAGGAUGGGAAAAGGACAGGGCAGGACAGGAUGUGGGAAAUGAGCAAGUCAUUGCUACUGAUGAGUGGUGCAUUGGGAUGCUUUUAUAGUGUCUAAACACCUGUGAGAACCUGUGAGUUGAUGUCUUAAUAUUACCUGUGUUAUUGUUAGUUGUCCCAGCAUAAGCAAUUCAAACCUAUAGCGUGUCUAUGGAACUUCUUAGGUAAUGAACACCAUAUCACAUGCAUGUUAGUCAACUGGCGUAUGGAGUUGAUGAAGUGGCACAUUGAGGACGCCCAUCCCACGGGGGACCCAGCUAGGGGGGCGCCAACCACUCUCCAGGACGCAGGGCAGUCCCCCAGCCCAACCGAAGCGCCCCAACCAGUCACAAAGGAAGACCCACCGCCCAUCCUAUUACUAUGGUUACCAAGUCCCUUACUGGCAACCAGUACCCCUGUACCGUGAUCGUGUGUGGUGCGGUGUUGUGCAAUCAAAUUGGGGAGACUGGUGGGGGUGGGGCUAGACGGUCACGAGACAAUGAUGACCCGCAACCGUCACCCUCACCCAGGCCAAACAGCUACCCAAAGGAUGUGCGAAUGUUAAGUCGUGGUCUCCCCCAAACUUUGUGAGUUCACAUGUCGCGCGUCCUAUUAAGAAGGGGGGGGGGUUUGCACUCAUCUUCGAAUCUGUUUUUAACCUUAGCACUAGCCCAAACAUCGACUCUAUAACAUUCAAGGCUCUCGUUAUGUGCUCUACAAUACCAUUCAUCCAGCCAUCCAUUUUCCAUACCGCUUGAUCCUCACAAGGGUCGCGGGCGUGCUGUAGCCUAUCCCCGCUAUCAUCAGGCGAGAGGCGGGGUACACCUGAACUGGUCACCAGCCAAUUCGCACACACAUUCACACUUAAGGGCAAUUUGGACUCUUCAAUCAAUGUACCAUGCAUGUUUUUGGGAUGUGGGAGGAAACCGGAGAGGCCGGAGAAAACCCACACAGGCACGGGGAGAACAUGCAAACUCCACACAGGCAGCGCCGGGAUUUGAACCCCGGUCCUCAGAACUGUGCGGCAGAUGUGCUAACCAGUCAACCACUGUGCCGCUCAAUAUCAUUCAUUGCUGUUCAAUUGUUUAUCAAUCAUGAUGCCUUCUGGUCUUCCCAUGUCUAAUAUUAAAAGCCUGCAGUUAGUACAAGACGCUGCAGCAAGACUUUUGACAAAGACGAGAAUAUUCACUCAUAUUACCCCCAUUCUGGCCAACUUGCAUUGGCUCUAGGUCUACUUGAGAUGCGAUUUUUUCAGUCCCGGAACCUACGCUCUCAAAACACUGGUCUUUUGAUGACUCCGAAAGCCAGAAAGAAGUCCGCAGGCUCUCAAGCUUUUACUAUUUAAAUUUUUUCUAUUUGAUGAUUUUUCAAAAGUUCAAUUUAAUAAUAUUCUACUACCAGAUCAUACAGACAGUUUUAACCUAUAUGGCAAAAACUAUUACUGGAAAAAAAAUUUAAACUCUACAUUUAAGUGUAACUAAAUGCUAAAAAGGGAAGUCCUCGCAGCUGCUGUGCUGUAAAACUGAAUGGAGAACUUGCUUUUUUGUUUGCAUGGCCAAAAGAAAAAAGAGGAAAAGUCAAAUAUUCCUGGAUCGAGCGGCCUGCAGACGGUGGAGGAGGCUGGCAACAUUUCCCUGAGACUUGACUUCCCGCCGCUAUACAGAGGUCACGUCAAGUCAUGCUGCAAGGUGUACCCCAGCGGGUGUCAAACCCUCCUGGACAGCACGGGCUACAUCGCCGACUUCCUGAGAGGAAGGGUGAGCGUCACAGAGGCAAACAGCUGGAUUGAGUUCAAAGUGGCUCGGGUACAGACGGGAGACAGAGGCUACUACAGAUGUGUGCUGCUGGGCACUCCCGUCUACAUUUAUGCUGAUCAUCGGUUUCGUGUUUCUGGAACCUUAGCUGACCAUGGCGAGCGGUCCCGGGUCUCGCUGUUGACAAGAACCCAGAGCCCGGAGUGGACCGGAACUGAAGUGCCGCAGGGGCACACUGACCCUCCCAAUAGAACGCUACGGACUCUUUGGACAUGUGGCGCCAUCGCCGUCAUCCCAUUGAGUGUCAUCGUCGUCAUUGUUGUUGCCUCAGUCAAAGGAGCACUUUGUUUCACGGUCAAGAACAAAUCUAAACACUUGGACAAGAGUGGAAAAACGGAAUCAGCCAAACAAGAGGCCACAGUAGGGGAGACGUCUGGCGUCAUCUACACGACAGUAGAUUUCCAAAGCAAGUCUAUAAGAGCGCCUCAUGCUGGUGGGGUGGAGUACUGCACCCUAGCCAUCCACCAGUGAAUGUGCAGCCACUUGCCGCCAUGCCACGAGGUCACUUUGUCUAUUUUAAAUCGAGACAUAUUAUGUAAAGUUGACUUUUGAAAGUUUUGUAUCCAAAUAAUUGUGUGCAUGCAUGUCAAGUAUGAAAUAAAACA
Messenger RNA from Phyllopteryx taeniolatus (common seadragon), 2601 nucleotides. RefSeq lists its product as uncharacterized. The transcript has 6 exons. The record is from RefSeq and is a predicted model, not a curated record. Lineage: Eukaryota; Metazoa; Chordata; Actinopteri; Syngnathiformes; Syngnathidae. The coding region runs from base 1709 to 2467 and encodes 252 amino acids.